Molecule: messenger RNA, 3738 nt
Organism: Mobula hypostoma (lesser devil ray)
Lineage: Eukaryota; Metazoa; Chordata; Chondrichthyes; Myliobatiformes; Myliobatidae
Gene: pus1
Product: pseudouridine synthase 1
Exons: 5
Coding region: 261-1442 (393 amino acids)
Biological process (GO): mRNA pseudouridine synthesis; tRNA pseudouridine synthesis
Cellular component (GO): nucleus
Molecular function (GO): RNA binding; pseudouridine synthase activity
Source: RefSeq, a predicted model, not a curated record
CGCUCCUGAUUGGCGGGCGCGCCCGCUACUCAUGCAAUGCACCGGGCCGGUGUUACAGUGUAUCGGGCCGGUGUAUCUCUGUACGCCGCUCCCGGUAGGCGAGGCGAGGGGCAGCCGAACCCGAGAGGCUGGCGCUGCGGUUCCUGGGCACGGUAGCAGCCUCUGUGCUCGUCCCGAGCUGGUCGGCGUGUCAGUCCCGUGUUCACCGUGCCCUUCGGGCCCCCGGCCCUGUGAGCGGGGCUGCCGGGUGGCGUGGAAGCAUGGCCGGCGAGGAGAGAGGCCCGGAGUCGCCGGCUCAGGACCACAGCGGCAAGCGGCAGAGGGAGGCCGGCCCCGAGUCGCCGGUGGCCAAGCGGUUGAAGGAGCCGGCGGGCGAGCAAGGCAGGAAGUGUCCGAAGAGGAAAGUGGUGCUGCUGCUGGCCUACUCCGGGAAAGGCUACCAUGGCAUGCAGAGGAAUGUUGGAUCGGCUCAGUUUAAGACCAUUGAGGACGAGCUGGUGAAGGCGCUGGUGAAGGCUGGGUGUAUUCCAGAGAACCACGGUGAUGAUAUGAGGAAAAUGUCCUUCCAGAGGUGUGCAAGGACUGACAAGGGUGUUUCUGCUGCGGGUCAGAUUGUCUCUCUGAAGCUCUGGCUCAUCGAUAACCUCGUGGAGAAGAUCAAUGCCAACCUGCCGCCUGGCAUUAAAAUAUUAGGGCUGAAGAGAGUGACUGGCAGGUUCAACUCGAAGAACACCUGCGACGCUAGAACCUACUUCUACAUGCUGCCCACUUUUGCGUUUGCCCACAAGGACGAUGGUCAGCGGAUCGAGGACUUCCGCCUCAGCAGAGAUGCUCUCGGCCGCGUCAACAAGCUGCUGGGCUGCUACCGAGGGACCCACAACUUCCACAACUUCACGUCGGGGAAGGGUCCGAGAGACCCCAGCGCCAAACGGUACAUCAUGGAAAUGUUCUGCGAGGACCCUUUCGUGAGGCGGGGCGUGGAGUUUGCUGUCCUGAAGGUCAAGGGUCAGAGCUUCAUGAUGCAUCAGAUUAGGAAGAUGAUUGGAUUGGUCAUUGCCAUCGUGCGAGGCUACGCUCUGGAGUCCAUCAUGGACCAGAGCUGGGGCGAGGAGAAAGUUGACGUGCCCAAGGUCCCUGGGCUCGGACUUGUGUUGGACACUGUCCACUUCGAGAAGUAUAACAACCGCUUCGGUAAUGAUGGAGUCCAUGAGGCUCUGGAGUGGUCCGAAGUAGAAGAACAAAUUAUGGCGUUUAAGGAGGAUCACAUCUACCCAACCAUUAUUAACACUGAGAUCGAAGAGCAGUCAAUGGCGAAUUGGCUCAGCACCCUUCCUAUCCACGACUUCACUGCCACAGCCUCGGGAGUUCAGCUAAACGAGAAUCAUUCAAAGAAGACAAACGAUGAGGCGGACGAUGGCAGUGAUGCGUCUCAAUCUGACUGAGGGGUUCUGUGGCUGGAACUCGCCCGCCAUCCCCAUGCCCCUGUUGGCAUCUGCCCGUGAAGAAAAUGGGUCAUCGCUUCAGCCUUGUGGGCACUGGCUCCUGCUGAUCCCGGAGUGAGCAGGGGUCCUCCAGUGGUUUUAAAGAUUUUAUCUUAAGACCCCUGGGGUGUCUGCAUUUUUCUCUUUUGAUUAUAGAUAUGCUGGGGAUUUUAGAAAGGAAAGAUGUUAAAGCUGGGGUUCAAAACCUUUUUAAUGCCAUCGACCAAUACCAUUAAGCGAGGGGUCUGUGCAUUAGAGAUAUUGUUGACUCUUAAGUCCGUGCAGCACCAAAAAUGUGCAGAAAGGAGGGUAACUAUUCAGUCCAUUGGCACUGUACUAGCUGCUUGAGACAGCCAUCACUUCAUUUAAAAGCUUAGGCAUUUGGGCCCAUGACGUUCUGACUCUUUAAACCUAUUCCAAAAUCAAUGUAACCCUUCCCUCCCACAUAGCCCUCCGUUUUUCUAUCUUCCAUGUGCCUAUCUGAGUCUCUUAAAUGUCCCUAAUGUAUCUACCUCUACCACCAUCAUUGGCAGGGUGUUCCAUGCAUCCACAAUCUGUGGUUAUUUUUUUUUUAAACUAUCUCUGAGAUUUAUUCCCCCCACCCCCACCCCGUCGGCAUGAUUUCCUCAGCAUCCUGGUAAAUCUCUUCUGCACCCUCUUAAAGCUUCCACAGCUGCCCUAGAUGGGUUGCCCAGGCUGAGCACAGUACUCCAAGUUCAAAGUAUAUUUAUUAUCAAAGUACAUCUGCGUCACCAUAUACAACCCUGAGAUUCAUCUUCCUGUAGGCAUACUCAGCAAAUAAAUGUGCAAAUGCAAAUAUAAAUAAAUAACGAGAACAUGAGAGUCCUUAAAGUGAGAUAAUUGGUUGUGGUAACAUCUCAAUGGGUGGGCAAGAGAGUCUAGUUGUGCCUUUUUGUUCAAGAGCCUGAUGGUUGAGGGGAUGUAACUGUUCUUGGACCUGGUGGUGCGAGUCCUGAGGCUCUUGUACCUUCUAUCUGAUGACAGCAGUGAGAAGGGAGCAUGCCCUGGGUGGUGGGGGUCCCUGUUGAUGGAUGCUGCUCUCCUGCCACAGUGUUUCAUUUAGAUUUGAUCAAUGGUUGAGAACAAUCAAUCAGAUAAAUGUUGCAGCUCUAUAAACCCCUGGUUAGACCAAAGACCACACUUUGGUCUACCAGAGUUUUAUAGAGCUGCAACAUUACCCCACUAAUUGCCCAACUAAUCAAGGCCAACACACGUACACCACCUUAACAACCCGAUCAGCUUGCGUGGCCACUUUGAGGGAUCUAUGGACGUGAUAGAUUUCUGUUCCUCCAUGCUGCUAAGAAUCCUGUCAUUAACCCUGUGCUUUGCCUUCAAAUUUGAUGUUCCUAAGGCAAUCAUUUCACUUUUUGGGUUCCACCCACCCAACUUACCACACUGUUUUUAAGAAAAACUACAUCUGACAUCCCCCUCUCCCCCCCCCCAUACUUUCUUCCAAACAGCUUAAAAUUAUGCCCAUUUGCAUUAGAUAUUUCCACCCUGAGGAAAAUACCUCUGGCUGUCCACUCAGUCUAGGCCUCCAAUCACCUUGUACACCUCUAUCAAGUCGCCUUUCAUCCUCCUUCACUCCAAAGAGAAAACACUAGCUCACUUAACCUAUCCUUAUAAGACGUGUUCUCUAAUCCAGGCAGCAUCCUGGUAAAUCUCCUCUGCACCCUCUCUAAAGCUUCCACAUCUUUCCUAUAAUGAGGUGAUCGGAACUGAACACAGUAUUCCAAAUGUAGUCUAACCAGGGUUUUAUAUAGAUGCAACUUUACCUCAUGGCUCUUGAACUCAGUUCCCCGACAACUUGCCUCUGAUAUCUCUCCUGUACUUUCCAACAAUUACUUUAAAAUUAUGCUCCCUCUUGUUAGCCAUUUUCACCCUGUUAGAUGGUGGGGGGAGUCAUCUCUGGCUGCCCACUUGGUCUAUGAUCAUUAGCCCCAUUCCCUGAAUCUAGCCUUUGUAAUUACCCCUUUGAGUACUUACCCAAUCUCUGUUGGAGCUCACUUGCUUUGAUUUGUAUGUAACAAGCUGUGAAUGGCUGUGUUAAUCGACAUCUCUCGUUUGGUUUGGGCUUUUCCUGCUGCGGAUGCAUCUUCCCUAUCAGGCUAGAGCAAACAAUCAGAGACCUGCUGACAUUUAACUCAGUCAGUGCUCUCCUGUACCUGAACUUCAGAAUUGUCGCUGUGCGGCAUUUAAAAUGAAACGUUUGUAUUAAAAAAAAAUAAAAAGAAAU